Molecule: messenger RNA, 3067 nt
Organism: Halteromyces radiatus
Lineage: Eukaryota; Fungi; Mucoromycota; Mucoromycetes; Mucorales; Cunninghamellaceae
Product: nucleoside phosphatase family-domain-containing protein
Exons: 3
Coding region: 208-2982 (924 amino acids)
Biological process (GO): nucleoside diphosphate catabolic process
Cellular component (GO): membrane
Molecular function (GO): nucleoside diphosphate phosphatase activity
Source: RefSeq, a predicted model, not a curated record
CUUUCUGCCAUUAUCAUCAUCAUCAUCUAUUAUUAUUUACUCUCCUUUUUAUUCAUUCAAUAUACUUUCCUUUGAUCUUUACCACUACUACUACUACUACUACUACAACAACAAAAUAACAAUUCAUUAGGUAAUGGAGUAUUCCUAAAAUAGACUUGUACUUUAUAUCAGUUUUAUACCUUAUCAACAACUAUUACUAUUUCAAUCAUGUCUUUUAUGAUAAAACGACGACCUUUAAUGGAUCAAGAUUGGGAAAAUAACCGACGUUAUGGUGUUAUUAUUGAUGCUGGUUCUUCUGGUUCAAGAGUUUAUAUAUAUUCUUGGAAAGAUCAUGACUUUUUAAGAACAACUAUUACAAAAGAAGACUUACAAGGUAGUAUUCCAAUGGUAGAAAGAGCUGAUAAACAUGGUUUAAAAUGGACUCAUCGACAAGAACCUGGCAUCUCUACAUUUGGAUCACGACCUCAUGAAGUUGGUGAACAUUUAAAAGGACUUUUGGAUUUUGCUCAAGAAGUAGUACCUAUGCAACUUCAAUCUUCUACACCUAUAUUUCUUAUGGCAACAGCUGGCAUGCGACUUUUACCAACGGAAGAACAACAUACUUUAAUGAAUACAACAUGUCAAUAUAUAAAACAAAAUACUGCCUUUUUCAUUAGUGAUUGUGAUACUCAUAUACGAACUAUUCCUGGUGAAUUAGAAGGUGUUUAUGGAUGGGUAGCUGUGAAUUAUUUAAUGGGUGGAUUCGAUGCAACUAUACAACAACAACGGCAACAACAUACAUUUGGAUUUUUGGAUAUGGGUGGUGCUAGUGCACAAAUUGCAUUUGAACCAGAUCAUCAUCAAAAAGAAGAACAUGGUGCAGAUUUAACAAAAAUUCACUUACGAACUUUGGAUGGGUCUGCUAUGGAUUAUGAUGUUUUUGUUACUACAUUUUUGGGUUAUGGUAGUAAUGAAGCACGUCGACGAUAUUUAGAACAACGUGUCAAACAAUUAUUUGAUCAACAACAACAAAAUGAAACAACAACCAAAGGAAUGGAAAAUUCUACUAUGGAUGAAUAUCAUCGUUUACAUUUGGAUGAUCCUUGUUUACCUCUCAAUCUAGAAUUAACGGAUGCUGAUACUACGAGUGUGCCUCUUCAACUCAAAGGAACUGGUCAAUUUUCUACUUGUUUGGAUCUCACUUUACCUCUUCUCAAUAAGGAUGCUGAAUGUCCUACUCAACCGUGUCUCUUCAAUGGUGUACAUACUCCCAAAAUUGACUGGUCAGUACAUCAAUUUGUUGGUAUUUCGGAAUAUUGGUAUACUUCUCAUGAUGUUUUAGGUCUAGGUGGUGUCUAUGAUUUUACGGAAUAUGAACAAAAAGCAACAGCAUUUUGUGCAAAGGAUUGGGCUUUGGAACUUCAAGAUCAUCCAGAUUGGGAUCCUAUAGAAAUUCAACGUUAUCAAUUACAAUGUUUCAAAUCUGCUUGGAUGGUCAACGUUUUACAUGGUGGUAUUGAAGUACCUCGUUUGGUGGAUAAUCCAAAGGAUCACCUAAGUCAAACAUCCUCUACUCAAUGGCUAGAACAAUCUAUUGAAAGUGUGGAACACAAAAAUUGGAAUCCUCCAUUUAGAAGUAUCGAUACUAUCAAUGAUAUUCAAGUUUCAUGGACUUUAGGCGCUAUGCUCCUUCAUGUGGCAAAUCAAAUUCCUCUUGCUGAAAAUGUGAACAGUGGACAUAGUAGUGAUGACGAAUUACCUCAUCCUAUUGCUGAUGGUGUAGAACUUCCUCUUGGUGAUGCUGGGCAUCAUCUCCCUGAAACAAAUUAUUGGCCAUCUACUCCUGAAGACACAAGUGAUACUCAUGCAUCUUCUUGGUGGGAUUUGGGCAAUACCAUAUCAGUGAUUGGACUCUUGGCCAUGUUGACUGUUUUAUUUGGUGUGGUGAUUUGGGAAUGGUACCGUUAUUCAAAGAAAAGACGUUCAAGAGGAGGAUAUGGAGAUUAUCGACGUGUAGAUACCAAUGGAGGCAUUUUAGGAAAUAUCGCAACUCCUUCACCAAAUACAACAUCAUCAUCAUCAUUUUUGGCAGGCCCAAUCAUGGUUAUGAAACAAAUCACAGUACGACCUAUGAUUGUAUUACGAUAUUGGACCUCUCAUUUAUUAUCACGACGUGGUGGUUUAGGAAACAAUAUCAACAACAACAACAACAAUAACAAUAAUAAUAAUAAUAAUAGUAGUGGUGGUAUUAAUAUGACGACAUCAAUGGAUGACUCUGUCUAUCAUGUAGGCAUGUCGGGUGGUAACAUGACUAAUGGCAACAAUGGUGAAAUAUAUAAUCUGGAAAGCAAUGGAAAUUAUCCUGAUUCUGUAUCAAUAGCAAUGUAUCAACAACAAAUGCAACAACAACAACAUUCCCAAUUACAACAACAUCAAGCAUCUUCCAUUCCAUCUAAUGGCAUCUUGGGUCCAUCCAAUAAAUCAUCUAGUAUGAUCUCUAUGAAGUACUGGCACAAGAAACGAUAUAGUGGUGAUAGUCAUAAUAUAUCUCAAUGGAUUCAACCUGGAUACAACAACAAUAAUAAUAAUAGUAGUAAUAUCAAUAUUGAUCGUGGUGGAGCAACUUCAGCCAUUGGUUUAGGAAAUCGAUCCAAUAGUGCGGCGAAUUUGAUAGCAAGGACAGGAUCACCUGUGAUAUUAGGAGAUGGACAAACUUCAUCAAGUACUUCAAUGUCAAGAUCAAGAUCAAGAAUUGGAUUUGCUAUUCAUGAAACAUCGGAUGAAGAUGAUUAUUUGACAGUGGGUGAAACUCUAGGUGGUAGUGGAGGUAGUGGUGGUGUUAACAAUUUAAAUUCAUCUGAACUUCAUCGGUUUACUGCAAUAACAAGUAUAUCAAGAACUCCUUCUCCUUCUCAAGCUAUCAACAUGACAAAAAGAACAACAAGUCCUAGAGUUAGUCCUAGAUCUAGUUUAGAAAAGCGUAGAAAAGAUGAUAUAGAGUAGUUUUUUUAUAUAUUCCUUCUUUUAUAUAUUUAUACCUUUUUUUUUAAAAAAAAAAAAAGAACAAAGAAAAAAAAUAAAGUGUAUA